CGUUUUAGGGACACCUUCUUCGUCAUCGGAGAAUACAUAUACUCGCCACCAAACAGACCGCAGCCGAGAGUAUCCAACUUUGUCUUCUCACUUUCCGGUCUGAAAUCUGAACCAGAGAGAGAGAGAGAGAGAGAGAUCAGGCAUGGCGAAUCAAGGGGCCAAGAAGCGAAAGGAAGAGAACAGUCGUCACAUGAAGAACCUACUUCGCCUCAUCAUCGCUUGCAAUGUCAUAUAUCUUGUGGUGAGGGCAGGAAUCUUUCAUUCUACUUUCAAGUGGAAACAAUGGGUUGGCUUCAUGUUGACCUUUUUUGCGUACAUCAUUCCAUAUCAACAACUUGCCUCGAUGGCAAACCCUGCAUACACUGAUGAUGGGGAGCUUUUAGAUGGUGGGUUUGAUAUGAGUACCGGUGGAAUUUGUGGAUAUCUGCAUGAUGUAAUCUACAUUACAGGCUUCGUGCAGCUCGCGUCUAUCAUCUCUGAAAAAUUUUGGUAUAUAUAUUUAGUGAUACCAGCAUUUGCUGCGUAUAAACUCAUAGGUUUGCUUAAAGGAUUUCUACCCCAUGGUUCAGAGGAAGGUGAAGAGGAUGAAAAGACGCGAAAGAAGAGAGAGAAGAUGGAGAAGAGAGCUUCGCGACCCAAAUUUGCAAAAACAAGAACUAGAUGAUAUGUCCUUUGAGAGGAAAAAGAGUGAUCAUGUCUUGAGUACUUUGAAAUUUGAAUAUGAGUACAGGUUUCGGUUUUCCAUGAGUGGAACUGUAUGUUGUGGAUGCACGAACUCCGAUUUAAUUAGAACUUGAUGUUCAUGUUUGACGAUUUUUACCUAUCUACAAUUCUACUCAAUUUGCUUGAACA
Molecule: messenger RNA, 852 nt
Organism: Rhododendron vialii
Lineage: Eukaryota; Viridiplantae; Streptophyta; Magnoliopsida; Ericales; Ericaceae
Exons: 5
Coding region: 143-664 (173 amino acids)
Biological process (GO): vacuolar protein processing
Cellular component (GO): intracellular membrane-bounded organelle
Source: RefSeq, a predicted model, not a curated record